Messenger RNA from Exophiala mesophila, 1074 nucleotides. RefSeq lists its product as hypothetical. Gene Ontology annotation, cellular component: nuclear pore central transport channel. The transcript has 6 exons. The record is from RefSeq and is a predicted model, not a curated record. Bases 362 to 637 code for a protein of 91 amino acids. NCBI's taxonomy places the organism in Eukaryota, Fungi, Ascomycota, Eurotiomycetes, Chaetothyriales, Herpotrichiellaceae. Gene Ontology annotation, biological process: protein import into nucleus.
GAUUCAACUGCACCACUGCCCCUCCAAACUUGCGUCUCUUUUGCGACCUAUCUACCAGGACGAGGGGAAAAAGUUGCCGCACCGUUUCAUUCUCGCUGUUCCGACAUACGAAUCUUUCUCAUUGACGUUCUCGCGUGGUUUGCGACCUAAAGUGCUCAUCCCUCCAAACAGGCGAGAACGCACGCAGCGACUCGAUCAAGAUGGGAGACUUUCAAAGCAUCGCUCGUAUGUUUCCGGACCCCUGGCAAAUCGACAUGACCGACUGACUGACACACGCGGGUCAGAACAAUUCGUUGAUUUCUACUACAAGACCUUCGAUUCCGAUCGGACUCAAUUGGCUGCUCUUUACAGACCUAACUCGAUGUUGACCUUUGAGAAAGAGCCAUUUAUGGGAACAGAAAACGUCUUGGAGAAGCUCACUGGUCUUCCCUUUCAGAAAGUGCAGCACCGAGUCGACACAGUCGACGCGCAGCCAUCGAAUGAAUCCGGCGGCAUCUUGGUGUUGGUGACUGGAGCAUUAAUGGUCGACGAUCAGCAACAGCCGAUGAGCUACGUUCAGACAUUCAAUCUGCUCCAAGACUCUGGAAGUUACUAUGUUCAGAACGAUGUCUUUAGAUUGGUCUAUGCAGCAGGCUAGAUUAUCUUCAAGACUGGCAGCUAUCUGGGCAGUGGAGCUAGGAGGCUAUGGCAAGAUCGCAUAGCCCAGGUGAUGAGUGCAUAGCUGAAGGUGCAAAUUUCCAAAUCAUGCAAUGCCCGUCAAUGGCAGUGAGCAAUGAUGAGGCGAUGUUGAAGGGCUACCAGCCACGACAAGCACGCCGAAUGAGCCCAAGACCGGAGAGAGAGAAAUGAUCAAUGACAUAACAAAUACUGUUUGUUGUAGAAGAAAUUGUUGCCUAUAGUAAGCCGGAGGAGAGGGACGGCGUGGCUGAUUGCAUACUAUCUGCUUACCCACCUGAAGUCCUUUCCACUGUACAUAAGGUACGCAAGCAUUACCACUUUCAGCUCCAGGCUCCUAGGUAUCUCUGCCUGCCAAUCCCCCAAUCAGGUUGAGAUCAUAGAUCUUCGAAAUGCGUG